Portunus trituberculatus (swimming crab) is the source of this 1803-nucleotide messenger RNA. RefSeq names its product gastrula zinc finger protein XlCGF49.1-like. The record is from RefSeq and is a predicted model, not a curated record. NCBI's taxonomy places the organism in Eukaryota, Metazoa, Arthropoda, Malacostraca, Decapoda, Portunidae. Gene Ontology annotation, cellular component: nucleus. The coding region runs from base 459 to 845 and encodes 128 amino acids. The transcript is spliced from 2 exons.
GCUGCCUGCUGGGUUUGCCCGUGUUUUGUGCCGCCACCUGGACCACCCGGAUCGUUACUGAGCCGCUGCUUGUUUCUAUAGUGCCAGGUUGGUGUCUAGUAACAGGACUCCCUCCGUGCAUCCUUGGUGCAGCCCCAGGGUUCCUGCAGGACCACUCCUGGCCUGGAGCAGUGUUGCAAUGGAGGGUGCGAGGCCAGGCAGCAGCAGGAGGAAGAGCCGGGAGCAGUGGCUGACCCCAGGCACGAGGACUUACACUUGUGACCACUGUGGGAAAGUGUGCUCCAUCAAGGCUGCCAUUGCUAGACAUGUCUCUCCCAUGCCAGCAAAACAAGGUGGGGAGGCAAGAGUGACCCCACUGAACACAUUGGCAGCAGAAACUACAAGUAUGACCACUGCAGGAAGACAUUUGCCAAAAGAGUGGUGUUGCCACACACAUCCUGACCCACACUGGGGAGAGGAUGUUCCAGUGUCUGGAGUGUGGAAAAAGAUUUACCAAGAAAAGUAGUCUUAACUCGCACAUCCUGACCCACACUGGGGAGAGAAAGUUCCAGUGCCUGGAGUGUGGGAAAAGAUUUACCUACAACAGUGAUCUUAGCAAACACAUCCUGACCCACAUUGGGGAGAGAAAGUUCCAGUGCCUUGAGGGUGGGAAAAGAUUUGCCUGGAAAGGUAAUCUUGACACCCACAUCCUGACUCAUACUGGGGAGAGAAAGCUCCAGUGCCUGGAGUGUGAGAAAAGAUUUACCCAGAAAAGUGAUCUUGACAGACUCAACCUGACCCACACUAGGAAGAGAAAUAUCCAGUGCCUGAAGUGUGGGACAAGAUUUACUUACCCAGAAAGAUAAUCUUAACAAACCCAUCCUGACCCACACUGGGGGGAAACAUUUUGGAGGAAAGAGAAGGAAAUGAACAAGUGCCAUGUAAUCUUGACACACACACACACACACACAUCCUGGUACUUGUACAAACUAGGCUCACCCUGAGUGUGGGAAGAGAGAAGGAAAUGGACACAGGAGGAUCUGCGCUGAACCACCUUGGUAAGACAAAGUGCAGCAGAGGAUCAACCAUCAAAGAGAAGAAAUGUGGCAAGUAACAACCUUCAUCAUUCAUGCCAGACCAAAACCACACAAGGAACAAGAAACCUGCUCAUGAGAACCAACACAGUAACAGGAAGGUGCAGUGCAAGGACAAAAUGAGAAAAGGACCAUCUGUUUGUUAGUGAGGAAGGAGUGAAUGCAGAGGAUGCUGGAAUAUGAGAGAGAGAGAGAGAGAGAGAGAGAGAGAGAGAGAGAGAGAGAGAGAGAGAGAGAGAGAGAGAGAGAGAGAGAGAGAGAGAGAGAGAGAGAGAGAGAGAGAGAGAGAGAAUGAAUUUUUGUGCCACUGUAGUCAGGGUGUUAGUGAGGCAUGUACAAUGAAGGCUGGUGGUGCAAGGGAAGAAGAGCUUGGGAACAUAUCUACAGUACAGAUGACAAUUAUUUUGCCAAGUUUUUGUUAGCUUUUUUUUUUUAAGAGAUAUUUUGUGUAUAACAUUUUUUAAUAUAUUAGAUUGUCUUUUGGUGUUUAUGUUUUGGGAGUUUAGGGUCUACUAAUAUUUUGGGGCUAGAUUAUUUCAGUAUAUUGAAUGGAGGUUUUUCUGUUUUAUAUACAUUAGCAUCACUGGAAAAAUAUUUUUAUUAUUCCCACUAACAUCAAAAAAGAUUAUGGAAAUACAACAACAGUAAUCACAAGUAAAGAACGUUGAAAACAGCAUGGUGCACAUUAAUCACACACACACACACUGCCAUGGUGCAGUGGAACCCUGGG